AUGGCUGACGCUUUGAAGGCUGAAGGCAAUAAGGCCUUCUCGGCCAAGGACUAUCCGACUGCCAUUGAGAAGUUCUCUCAGGCUAUUGGCAUUGAACCCGAGAAUCACAUCCUUUUCUCUAACCGCUCCGCCGUUUACGCUGCUCAAGCCGAGUACCAAAAAGCCCUUGAUGAUGCCGAGAAGGCCAUCUCUAUCAAGCCCGACUGGUCGAAGGGCCAUGCCCGAAAGGGAGCUGCCUACAAGGGACUUGGAGAUCUCUUGGCCGCUCACGACGCAUACGAGGAGGCAUUGAAGAUCGAGCCCGAAAAUGCACAGGCCAAGUCUGGUUUCAGCGCCGUUCAGCGCGCCAUUAACGCUGAGGCUACUGCUGAUGGUGUCGAGGGUGACCCAUCUGCUGGCCUCGGUGGCAUGUUCAACGAUCCAGCACUUUACCAGAAGCUGGCCAACAACCCCAAGACCGCUCCUCUUCUGGCUGAUGCUGAGUUCAUGGCUAAGCUCAAGAAGAUCCAACAAAACCCCAACAGUGUCGGUGAGGAGAUUCGCGAUCCUCGUUUCCUGUCAGUGAUGAGUGUCCUGCUUGGAAUUGAUAUGAACUUCGGUGGCGAGGGUCCCUCCCAGGAUUCCCCCAUGCCCGAUGCCAAGCCUGCUGCUCAGCAACAGCCAAAGAAGGAGCCUACCCCCGAGCCUGAGCCCGAGGAUGAAGAGGCUCUUGCUAAGAAGAAGGCCAAGGAGGCUGGUGAUGCCGAGAAGAAGAUUGGAAACGACUUCUACAAGAAGAAGGAAUUUGACCAGGCUAUCGAGCACUACGAGAAGGCCUGGGAGCUUCACAAGGACAUUACCUACCUGAACAACUUGGGUGCUGCUAAGUUCGAGAAGGGUGACUACCCCGGUGCCAUCGAGGCUUGCCAAAAGGCUGUGGAGGAGGGUCGUGAUUUGCGAGCCGACUUCAAGACAAUGGCCAAGGCGUUCACUCGUAUUGGAAGCACUCACGAGAAGCUGGGUGAUCUCACCCAGGCCAUCGAGUUCUACAACAAGUCUCUUAUGGAGCACCGCACACCAGAGACCCUGACCAAACUGCGCAAUGCCGAAAAGACCAAGAAGAGCGCUGAGACGACCGCAUACGUGGACCCCGCUGAGGCCGAGAAGGCCCGUGAGCUCGGUCAACAGAAAUUCCAGGAGGGCAACUGGCCUGCUGCCGUUGAUGCCUUCACUGAGAUGGUCAAGCGUGCCCCUGAGGACCCCCGCGGUUACUCCAACCGCGCCGCUGCCCUGAUCAAGCUGCUGGCAUUCCCUCAAGCCCUGACCGACUGUGACGAGGCUACCAAACGCGAUCCCAAGUUCAUCCGCGCCUACAUGCGCAAGGGUGCGGCUCUCGUUGCUAUGAAGGAGUACAACCGUGCUCUGGAUACAUUCACUGUGGCCGCUGAGCACGACGACGGUACCCACGCCCGCGAAAUUGAGCAGCAGCAACAGAAGUGUCUGGAUGCACAAUUCAGUGCUCGUGCCGGCGAGACCGAGCAGCAGACCAUGGAACGCAUUCAGAGUGACCCCGAGAUUAUGUCUAUCCUCCAGGACCCUGUUAUGCAGAGCAUCCUCCAACAAGCUAAGAGUGACCCCGCUGCGCUGCAGGAGCACAUGCAGAACCCCCAGGUGCGGAUUAAGAUCCAGAAGCUGAUGGCUGCUGGUGUGAUCCGUAUGGGACGGUAA
Molecule: messenger RNA, 1707 nt
Organism: Penicillium angulare
Lineage: Eukaryota; Fungi; Ascomycota; Eurotiomycetes; Eurotiales; Aspergillaceae
Gene: sti1
Product: Hsp90 cochaperone STI1
Exons: 5
Coding region: 1-1707 (568 amino acids)
Molecular function (GO): Hsp90 protein binding
Source: RefSeq, a predicted model, not a curated record